Messenger RNA from Penicillium cosmopolitanum, 2127 nucleotides. Its product is annotated as gamma-tubulin mipA. Gene Ontology annotation, biological process: cytoplasmic microtubule organization; meiotic spindle organization; mitotic spindle organization. The record is from RefSeq and is a predicted model, not a curated record. Lineage: Eukaryota; Fungi; Ascomycota; Eurotiomycetes; Eurotiales; Aspergillaceae. The transcript is spliced from 7 exons. The coding region runs from base 1 to 2127 and encodes 708 amino acids. Gene Ontology annotation, molecular function: GTP binding; structural constituent of cytoskeleton. Gene Ontology annotation, cellular component: nucleus; gamma-tubulin complex; microtubule.
AUGGUUGCACCCCAGGGCAAUGGCCCAUUCCGCAUUCUGGUUAUCAACCCCAACACCUCCACACAUAUGACCGAGGCACUCAAGCCGAUCCUACAACGACUCAACUACUCUGACGUUCAAUUUGACUACUUCACCGCACCGAAUGAGACGUUCACUCUGGAUGGGCACGUCUGCGAGCCGAUUGCCAGCAUCAACAAUGGCGAAGAAUCCGCACAGUCCGCGUUGAAUUGUUCCUCGGUUCUGGAUACGAUUGCGAAAUACGAUGCGUUUCUUGUGGCGUGCUACUCUGCCCACCCACUCGUGGGCAUGAUACGCCAGAAAAUCAAGGAACUAGAUGGAUCCACCUCUUCUACACGAACGAAAUACGCAACUGGUAUAUUUGAGGGUAGCAUUACUGCUUCUCUGUCAUUGAUCAGUGGGUUCGAUUUUGUGACGCCUGGAUCAUUGAGAAAACAGCAAAUCGGCCAGUCCUUUGGUAUCGUUACCACUGGCAGUGCUUGGAAGGAUGAACUCAACAAGGGAGUCACCGAAAUGUUGGUUGGAGCAGGCCUUCAGUCCUCGCGAUUCGCAGGCACUGAGACUACGGGGCUGACGGCCGUCGAACUACACACUACGGCACCGGAUGAGGUGAGACAAAGGAUUAUUGCCGCCACACAGCGGCUGCUACUAAGUGCGCCGACUCGUGUUGGCGCGGUCUGUUUGGGCUGUGCGGGCAUGGCGGGUAUGGAGGAAGCGGUGCGGGAAGGUUGCAUUCAAGCAUAUGGUCCAGAUGAGGGGUCUAGGGUACGAAUCGUCGAUGGAGUGGUUGCUGGAGCCGGGAACUUGGUGACAGCUUGGAAAUCAUCACGAUCCAAGCCGGCCAGUGCGGCAACAGCGUUUUGGCAGCAGCUGUGCCAGGAGCAUGGAAUCAACCAAGACGGAAAUCUGGAGGAUUUCGCGACUGAAGGUGGCGAUCGCAAAGAUGUCUUCUUCUAUCAGGUCCUCAAUGGCAUCCAAUCCGGCCCGUACAAGAACAUCUACAACCCCGAGAACUUCUUCGUUGGAGAGCAGGGCGUUGGCGCUGGAAACAACUGGGGUCUGGGAUAUGCGGCUGGAGAAACUGUGCAAGAAGAGAUUUUCGACAUGAUUGACCGAGAGGCGGAUGGAAGUGAUUCAUUAGAGGGCUUUAUGCUAUUGCACUCGAUAGCCGGUGGUACAGGAUCUGGUCUGGGUAGUUUUAUCCUGGAACGGAUGAAUGAUCGCUUCCCCAAAAAGCUUAUCCAGACGUACUCUGUCUUCCCGGAUCUGUAUUCGGAUAUUGUUGUCAACCCUUACAAUAGUCUGCUUUCCAUGCAGCGGUUGACCCAAGACGCUGACUCUGUGGUCGUUCUGGACAAUGGUGCACUUUCAAGAAUCGUCGCCGAUCGACUUCACGUGGAAAAGCCAUCGUUCGAUCAAACCAACCAGCUGGUCUCAACGGUCAUGUCGGCGUCUACGACCACUCUUCGAUACCCCGGUUACAUGCACAAUGACCUGGCGGGCAUCAUUGCUUCGCUGAUCCCGACGCCGCGCAGCCAUUUCCUGCUUCCGUCGUAUACACCAUUCACAGGCGACAAUGUUGAGCAGGCGAAGACAGUGCGCAAGACAACCGUGCUGGACGUGAUGCGCCGACUGUUACAGCCCAAGAACCGCAUGGUCUCGAUUACCCCCAGCAAAUCCAGCUGCUACAUCAGCAUUCUCAACAUCAUCCAAGGCGAGGCCGAUCCCACCGAUGUGCACAAGUCAUUGCUCCGCAUUCGGGAACGCCGCCUCGCAUCUUUCAUCCCAUGGGGCCCCGCCAGUAUCCAAGUGGCGCUCACCAAGAAGUCGCCGUAUCUGCACCAUUCCAACCGUGUGAGCGGAUUGAUGCUGGCAAACCACACCUCCGUGGCAACAUUGUUCAAGCGGAUCAUUCAGCAAUACGAUCGUCUGCGUAAGCGCAAUGCUUUCUUGGAUCAGUACAGAAAGUCUGCGGCAUUCUCCGAAGAGUUAACGGAGUUCGACGAGGCACGGUCCGUGGUGAUGGACCUGAUCGGCGAAUAUGAGGCAGCCGAACGCCCGGACUACUUAGAUCCCGACGCUGGGAAAGAGAAAGAGGUUGGGGCUUGA